Wickerhamiella sorbophila is the source of this 1137-nucleotide messenger RNA. Its product is annotated as Phosphoserine aminotransferase. NCBI's taxonomy places the organism in Eukaryota, Fungi, Ascomycota, Dipodascomycetes, Dipodascales, Trichomonascaceae. The transcript has a single exon. Gene Ontology annotation, cellular component: cytoplasm. Gene Ontology annotation, molecular function: pyridoxal phosphate binding; O-phospho-L-serine:2-oxoglutarate transaminase activity. The record is from RefSeq and is a predicted model, not a curated record. Gene Ontology annotation, biological process: L-serine biosynthetic process. Bases 1 to 1137 code for a protein of 378 amino acids.
AUGCGUGAGGGAUUCUAUUUCGGAGCUGGGCCCGCAGCUUUGCCUACGGAGGUCGUUAAACAGGCAGCCAAAGAGUUUGUCGAGUACGAGAACCAGGGCGUUGGUCUCGGCGAAAUCUCGCACCGUUCGAAACAAGCCACCCAGAUCAUUGACGAUGCCAAGUCGAAGGUGAUUGAAAUUCUCAAGGUGCCCGAAACCCACGAGGUGCUAUUUAUUCCAGGUGGCGGAACUGGUGGCUUUGCAGCGGUUAUUUACAAUCUCAUGGCUGCCUUUGCUGCCAAGACGGGCAAAAAAGGUAAAGCUGAUUACCUGGUGACCGGCACAUGGAGCGCCAAGGGUGCUGCAGAGGCUAAACGAUUGGGAGUUGAAACGAACAUUGUGUUUGACGGUAAAAAAGACGGCAAAUAUCGGCAUAUUUCUGAUCAGAGUGAGUGGAAGUUUAGCGAUCCAGCGGAGACUGCAUUUGUUUAUUUUUGCGAUAACGAAACCGUCGAUGGUAUCGAGUUCCCGCAAUUGCCACAGGUUCCGGAGGGCACGAACCUCGUGAUGGAUAUGUCCAGUAACAUGUUUUCGCGGGCUGUCGAUGUGUCUAAGCUCGCUGUUUUAUUCGGCGGUGCUCAGAAGAACGUCGGUAUUGCCGGUGUGUCUCUUUACGUUGUGCGCAAAGACCUCCUAAAACAGGCAUCUCCCGCUGAAUUGACUCAACUGGGGGUUCUUAUUGGCCCUAGUGUUUUUGAUUUCACUCUAAUUGCCAAGAACAACUCUGCCUACAACACCGUUUCGAUAUUCGCCGUGCAGGUUAUCAACUUGGUGCUCGGCGACUUGCUUGCCAAAGGUGGUUUAGAUGCUCAAGAGAAAGAGAGUAACGCCAAGGCAGAAAAGAUCUACGCUCUGCUUGACGCACGCCCCGAGCUGUAUCUUACCACAGUUGCAAAGGCUGCCCGCUCGCGCAUGAACAUUGUUUUCAAAUUUAAAGACGCCGACACGGAGGAGCGGUUCUUAAAGGGCGCUGCGGAGCUCCACCUUACUGGCCUCAAGGGACAUCGUUCGGUUGGCGGCAUCCGUGUCUCCAACUACAAUGCUAUUACUCCUGAGGCUAUCGACCGACUCGCUGAGUACAUGUCAAAAUUCAAUUAA